CGGAAGCUUCCGUACGCGGGGUCACAUGAACGAUUUGUUGUUGUCUCGAGCGAAAUUCCGUCUUUAUUCCUGUCUCACAGCUCACACGAUACAGUAUCAAAACGUGACGGUUAUCAGGCUCGCCGAAAUCAUCCGCGUCCACUUUGUGCCCAAAAAAAUGUUGCCACAGUAUCGAUGAACAGGACGACACUUACAUCGGGCGACGGCGCUUUUGUUGACGCCGAUGACUGGUGAGAAGAAGACGCACGCGCCUGUUGCGUUAGCUCGUACGCGGAGCUGUUUGAUGGCUCAAAGCAGAAUGUCGCAUUAAGUCGUGCGUGUUGUGUCUAAUAGCGCGCACACACACACACACACACACAGAGAGAGAGAUAUCCGCGUAAACUGGCUUCGUGCUCGGGUCUCCAGCUUACGGUCGGCUGUUAACAAACGAUGCUGCGGUGGAUUCUCGGUGGUCGCGAGGGUCAAAGCUCCGUGGAGAAAAGCCCUGUGUUGUGCAUUGGCGAGGAACAGCCCAAAAACUGCUUCACUGAGCUGCAGGUGCUGAAAGGACAUUUUGACAUUGUUCGAUUUCUGGUGCAGAUUGAUGACUUCAGAUGCGCCUCGGCUGGGGACGAUGGCCUUGUGUUGGUGUGGAAUGUUGAGACCGGGGAGAGGCUGCAGGAGCUGAGGGGCCAUUCCCAGCAAAUAACAGCCAUAACAACGUUCACCUGUAGUAAUGGACUCAUGUCACACACCUCCCUCAUCACAGCCUCGUCAGACAGAAGUCUCAGUUUGUGGGACCCUGAUACAGGCAACAGGGUUCAGACCAUUUCAGAUCUUCAGUCUUCUGUAAAGUGCUUGCUGGUGCUGGAGCGGCUGUGUGUGUGGUUCUCCGGCGGUGAGGAGCUGUGUGUGUGGGACAGAGACUUUCAGCUGCAGUGUCACAGACAGAACCACAGUGACACCGGAAUAACCGCUUUGAUAGAGCUGCCCAAGAACUGCAUCGCUGCCGCCAUGGAUAAGGAAAUAAUGAUCUACAGGCUGACCGUUUCUACUGAUUCCACCCUGUCAGUGGCUGAAAUGCGCUGUCUGUCCGACCACCAGGAUCAGAUUCGAGCUCUUAUCAACGUCAAUGACGGGCUCUUUGCGAGCGGUUCCCAUGCUGGCGAGUUGAUCAUAUGGGACGCGAUUGAUUGGAACAUCCUGGCGUAUGAGCACAUCCUUUGGGAGGAGUCGCAGACCUGUGCCCAGGCUGAGAUUCGACUGGCGGCUCCUAAACCCAGCGAGAUGUCCAUUCAGCAUCUGACCACCAACGGAAAGCUCAUCCUGGCAGCUGUGGGCAGCGGUCUGUAUGUGUACAGCAUCCUGACCAAAACGGUGGUGGCCUACAGGAAGGUUGCCCAUGACUCCAAUGUCUUGCACACCAUGCUGCUAUCAGACAGCGAGUUGAUGUCAUGCUCCGAAGACGGCAGUGUGAGGAUGUGGGAGAUCCAGGAGCUGCCUCUGACUGCCGAACCCGCCUCUCCAGGGUUCUUCGGAAUGUGGACGUUUGGCCGACCAAACAAACAGACCGGUCCUCCAACAAAGAAGGUCGUGGAUGUCCCCAACAUUCGGACGCUGGAGCUGACGGGCGACCUGAUCGGACACUCGGGGGCGGUCCAGAUGUUUGCGAGCUUCAAGGAGAACGGUCUGGUCACGUGCUCGACGGACCACCUGCUGAUCCUGUGGAAGAACGGAGCGAGGCAGAGCUGCCUCCGCAGCCUGGCGCUUUUCCAGAAACUGGAGGAGAACGGAGGACUCUGACCUUUAACCUAAAAGAAGAGGGUGGGAGGUCGUGUGUCGAUGCUGGUCAUACAUAAUUGUAAUAUAUUGAUGAAUGUUGUUUUGCCUGCACUUGUAACUGUUGUCUGCCUGUUGACUGAAAACCUGUAUUUAACUUAAAUUUGAAAUAUUA
Scophthalmus maximus (turbot) is the source of this 1933-nucleotide messenger RNA. RefSeq names its product WD repeat domain 41 (gene wdr41). The coding region runs from base 430 to 1782 and encodes 450 amino acids. Gene Ontology annotation, molecular function: protein binding. The transcript has 13 exons. NCBI's taxonomy places the organism in Eukaryota, Metazoa, Chordata, Actinopteri, Pleuronectiformes, Scophthalmidae. Gene Ontology annotation, biological process: regulation of autophagy. Gene Ontology annotation, cellular component: lysosomal membrane. The record is from RefSeq and is a predicted model, not a curated record.